GCGGCGCGCGGCGCGUACUCACUGGAGCGCCGCGCCCCGAGCAGCCCGCGCAGAGCCGACCGGCUAGUGUUUGGGACAUAGCUGUUUACUGACCACAUAAAUAACAUUGCACCAGUGCUAGUGAAUUCUUGUGCGCGAUACACUGUUAAACCGAUACAAUGGAGGUGCUCCAGCGGCUAGUGGCCGGCUACCACGACCUGAUGGACAACCAGAGCGACCAGCGGGUGCGGGACUGGCCGCUCAUGUCGUCGCCGCUGCCCACGCUCGCCAUUUGUCUCACAUACGUCUUCACUGUCAAAGUUCUAGGACCAAAGUUAAUGGAGAACCGAAAGCCGUUUGAACUGAAGAAUGUGCUCAUAUGGUAUAACCUGUUCCAAGUUAUAUUUAGCAUCUGGCUAUUCCAUGAGAGCAUAGUGAGUGGGUGGUUCUCUACCUACAGUUUCCGAUGCCAGCCCGUGGACUACUCGAGAUCACCGCUCGCCAUGCGGACGGCCAACGGUUGCUGGUGGUAUUACAUAUCCAAGUUCACGGAGUUCUUCGACACUAUCUUCUUCGUGAUGCGUAAGAAGUACGACCACGUGUCGAAGCUGCACGUGAUCCACCACGGCAUCAUGCCCAUGUCCGUCUGGUUCGGAGUCAAGUUCACGCCAGGUGGUCACUCGACGUUCUUCGGCAUGCUGAACACCUUCGUGCAUAUCCUCAUGUAUUCGUACUACCUGCUGGCCGCCAUGGGCCCGCAGGUCCAGAAGUACCUGUGGUGGAAGAAGUACCUCACCGCUAUUCAGAUGGUGCAAUUCGUGCUGGUGUUCCUGCACGCGUUCCAGCUGCUGUUCACGGACUGCGACUACCCGCGCGCCUUCGUCUGGUGGAUCGGCAUGCACGCCGUGCUCUUCUACUACCUGUUCUCAGACUUCUACAAGCAGGCCUACUUGAAGAAGGCUCAGAAGGCAAAAGCGCGAGUGAAGGCCGCCGCAGAAGAGAAGGAGCGGUUGGAGCGACAGGAGAUCAGGUCGGAGCCCAAGGAGAUGAAACUACCCCUGCUCAAUGGCUUCGGCAACGGCUCGGCGCUGGGUGACGUGCGGCAACGAGUCGCCGGCGCCGUCGCCACGCAGUGAUGCCGCCAUCUUGCUGCGACCGGGAUCUUAUUGAAUGUGCACGUGGACCAUAAAGUCAGGAAACUGUUGCAUGAUAGUGCCAAUGACGUCACAAGGCAAUUUGCUGUUUCUGGUCGUGUCUGCUAAGGUUUGGAGGUUGGGUGGACAGGUUCCACCAGAGCUCUCCAAGACCUUGAGGACGACUGUAGAGACAGACUGGCCACAUUAAUCAUGAUCCAUGUCACACGUAGCUAGUACCCAUGAGCGCAAGAGUGCAUGUGUAGUGAGUCGCCCUGUGGGAUGACGGACGAAAAUACAAAACAAGGACAAUAAACCUCGAUUCUCAAUGGAGAGUGAAGCUCAAUUCUUAGAUGUAGAUUUAAUUUAAUUAUAUUUAAGUUGGUGUUAAUUUAUUUAGGGACCUCGUGCCCAGAUUUGGGGUGGUGUUCUGUGUUGCUAGCUUUAUUAGACGUUGUAUCGAGUAUUGGUAAACUUGGCAACGCGGCCAUGCUGUGAAGGGGCGCUUGGUCAGUAUGGUAAAUCAUAAUGUUGAGUUAGUUGGGUAGGUCGUAGACUGAGGUGAAUGUCUUUUAAAUGUGCCGUUGGAAUUUAAUAUUUUAUGCAUAUUUGCGAAUGCAGUUACAUCGUAAUUUCAGUAAAUAGAUAGGUACAGUCAACAGCAAAAGUUCAUGAUGAAACAGAAAAUUUUAAUAAUGCUGGACGAAAGGUAUGAGAUAUUAUGUAUUGUAAAUGGUGUAGUUUUACUACCAACCUCUAUGUUCUUUAUUUUUGUUAAAUUUUUAAAUAUUUGUCUUUGGUCAUCAACUUUAGCUGUUGACUGUUUCUAAUCCAAGAAUAGCUUUUUAUACCAAAAUUUAUUAUGUAACAAUGCAGUGACUUUAUAAGAAUUGUACUUAGCUGGAUUUUAUUGUAAAUUGAAAUAAUAUUAAGUGUGAUAUUAUAUUCAGGAUGAAAACCCCAUAAAUAUAUUACAUCAAUGACUAAAGACCGAUCAAGAUACUAUCCAGAAUAAUAAUUGAAUUUAAAAUGACAUUUCAAUCAUCUUAAAUAUUAGAUAGGAACUUACUUAAAUUAUUUAUUACUUCCAAAGCAAGAAUUGAAAUAUGUCUUAAUGAACUGAAUAAAAUUAAAUAUUUCCAAUCUAAAAUUCCCAAAUACAAUUCAAAUUCAAUAUUUCGUCUAUUCUACCUUACUAGUAUGAGACUAAUACCUAAUUUUGAUAAGUGAAUACUUACCCAAGUUCAAUUAUUGUUAUUUUGUAAAUAUUAUGGUAAGUUCUUUUACAUAAUGCAACCAUUAAAAAGUUGUGAUAGAUAAAUAAAAGUUAAAGCUAUAA
This is a messenger RNA of Plutella xylostella (diamondback moth), 2451 nucleotides long. It is a transcript of the gene Elovl7, whose product is annotated as ELOVL fatty acid elongase 7. Gene Ontology annotation, biological process: sphingolipid biosynthetic process; very long-chain fatty acid biosynthetic process; fatty acid elongation, polyunsaturated fatty acid. Lineage: Eukaryota; Metazoa; Arthropoda; Insecta; Lepidoptera; Plutellidae. Gene Ontology annotation, molecular function: fatty acid elongase activity. The record is from RefSeq and is a predicted model, not a curated record. Gene Ontology annotation, cellular component: endoplasmic reticulum membrane.